AUGCAAAAUGCUGAAAUUCGUCGACUAACAAGCGAAAACUCAAAAACCAUAAAAGAAGCGACCGAUCUAAAGGGAACCUUAGAUAAAGCGAAGGCGGAAAUAGCAGAUCUUAAAUCCAAUCUCGUUAAACAGAGGCAAUUAGAGAAAGAUGCUGAGAAUUUCAAGACUGAAAUAGAAGCUUUAAAAUCUCAAGGAGUUUCUAAGGACGAGCUACUUAAGCAGCAAACAGAAAAACUAGCCAAACUUGAUAAACUCGAAGAAGAGCUCAAGAGCAAAGAUCAAGAGCUCACUAAGAUCAAAGAGGAAAGCGAGAAAUCAGCCAAUGCCGUUAGUGCUGAUAAGGAGAAAGAAUUAGCGAUACUCCAAGAAAAACUCGAAAAAGAAGUUUCUGCCUUGAACGAAAAAGAGGAAGAGUUAGUCAAAUUGAAGAGCGAGAAGGAGCAAGCCACUGUAGCACUUGCUAAGGAGAAGGAUGAUGAAAUCAACCGACUCAAGGAGAUUCACAGUAAAGAAAUAUCUGAAUUGUCACUUAAGUUGAAAGAAGUCGAGGAGUCUGCAUCUGCUGCUUCUGCUCCACCUGUAGGUUCUGAUCUGGCUGACCAGAUUUCUACACCUACAUCGACCCCUUCCAAGAAAAAGAAUAAGAAAAAGAAAAAGGGUGGAGCUAUGGCCACAGAACCUCCUGAAACUGAAAAUACAAGCUUGCCUUCAUCUGAUGGCGAGAUUUCAAAGCUGCAAGCUGAGAUUCGGUCUAAAGAAGAGCAUAUUCAAGAACUGAAUGGAAUGAUUACCGCUAUCGGGCAAGACUUGGUAGUCGCUAGAGAAGAGCUGGCCAACAGAGAUAAUGAGGUCACUGGUACGAAAGAAAGUGCUCUUCAAGCAUCUGAGGAGUUGAAAGCCUUGAAGGAGGACAUGGAUCGUCAGCUUGAAGAGGCUAGAAACAAGUUGAAAGAAGAAUCGGCUGCAUUGGAAGACACGAAGAGCAAGUUGAAAGAAGAGUCGGCUACAUUGGAAGAUACUAAAAGCAAGUUGAAAGAAGAGUCGGCUAUUUUGGAAGAUGUUCGACUAGGUUUAGAAAAGGCUGAGAAACUAGCUGCAACUCGUUUAGAUGAGCUUAACCGUAGUAAAGCUGAUUACGAGUCCCAGAUCUCUAAGCUGAAAGCCGACCAUGGAAACAGCACCGCUCUCAUUGAUAAGUACAAGGGCGAGAUCUCCACACUUACAUCUGUCGUUGCCGAUAAAGAAAAGCAUAUUAGUGAGUUAGAGACUAAGGUAAAAUCAUUAGAGACCUCAUACUCAAAACUUAAUGCAGAGCAUAAUUCUUUGAAGAAGCAACAAGGAGCAGAAAUUGAAAGCUUACAAAAGACAAACGCCGAAGCCCGAGGUAAACUUCAACGAGAAUUGGCUGCUGUUAAAGCAUCCAAAGCUUCAUUUGAAAAAGACCAUUCAAAGCUCCUGGUGGAAGCUUCAGAAGCAAAGAGUAAACUUAGCGCUGCAGAAACAGAAAAGGCGACUGCUAUUUCUAACCUUCAACUUCUUCAGCGUGAAGUAGACGAGCUGAAACAGAUAGCUGAUGAAUCAUCUAAAAGAUCCGAUAGUCUUCAGGAAGAGCUGUCGGAUCUUCGAAAGCAUCUUCAAGAUAGAACCAGAGAAGCUCAGACUUUGACUAACCUUCGAAAUGAAACUGAACACAGUUAUCAGACAAAGGUUAAAGAACUAGAAGCCAAGGUGCGUGCAUUAACAGAGCAGAGGGAUGAAUAUGAGAGUGAUCUUCUGACAAUGCAGAGCCGUAAAUCCAGAGAACUAGAUGAACUAAGGACUCAAAACGGUGAUCUGAAACGACAAUUGCAUAUGUUUGAAGAAGAGAAAAAUCGAUACGACAGGGAUCUAAAAGAUAUCCGUAAGAUGCGUGACAGGGUACAAGAAGAACUGACUUCCGCGAAAGAAGAGCUUGCAUCCAUUCGCAAAGAGUUAGAGAGCUCCCGUAGUCAAUUAAGUGCGGCACAAACCCGUGCUGUUGAAUUUGAAAAGUCCGCAAGCUCUUUGAAGCGAGCUGCCGAGGAAUCUCAGGAGAAAAAUGAAGUUUUGCAAAGGAAUUACCGGGUACUCACUGGUGAUUUGGAAACGAUGCGCAAAGAGAUUGUGGAUCUGAAAAAUAAAUCACGAGAUACUGUGCAUUCUCGCCAAUCCAGCAUUGUCAGUCUUAGUGGUCAAGACAAUGACCAGGUCCGAAAUGAAAGACUAUACACCAAGAACUUUUUGCUAAACUAUGUUGACAAGAAAGAACAGCGAUCUGCUAUGUUAGGCUCACUGGCCACUUUCUUGGAACUCAAUGAUUCAGAAAGGCAGAGAUUCGCAACUGCUUUCCGUUGA
This is a messenger RNA of Sugiyamaella lignohabitans, 2373 nucleotides long. It is a transcript of the gene IMH1, whose product is annotated as Imh1p. The transcript has a single exon. Lineage: Eukaryota; Fungi; Ascomycota; Dipodascomycetes; Dipodascales; Trichomonascaceae. The coding region runs from base 1 to 2373 and encodes 790 amino acids. The record is from RefSeq and is a predicted model, not a curated record.